Messenger RNA from Microdochium trichocladiopsis, 1701 nucleotides. Its product is annotated as Metallo-dependent phosphatase-like protein. The coding region runs from base 1 to 1701 and encodes 566 amino acids. Gene Ontology annotation, biological process: calcineurin-mediated signaling; fungal-type cell wall organization. The transcript is spliced from 3 exons. Lineage: Eukaryota; Fungi; Ascomycota; Sordariomycetes; Xylariales; Microdochiaceae. Gene Ontology annotation, molecular function: calmodulin binding; calmodulin-dependent protein phosphatase activity. Gene Ontology annotation, cellular component: calcineurin complex; cytoplasm. The record is from RefSeq and is a predicted model, not a curated record.
AUGGACAACGACGAGGGCACCGAGCCUUUCCCCUCAAUGGAGGAGCAGACCACCGGCCAGAGCGACAAUGCCACCCGCGCGAUCAAGCAGAAGAAGCCUCGGCCUGAGAUUGACUUUACAAUCCACACCAUGGAGGACGGCGCUCAGGUUAACACCCAGGAGCGCGUCUGCAAAGAUGUCCAGGCGCCAGCCAUGUACAAGCCCACAGAUGAACAGUUCUUCACCGACGAGACUCAUACCAAGCCCGACAUAGCGUUCCUUAAGCAGCACUUCUACCGCGAGGGCCGCCUGACCGAGGAGCAGGCCCUGUGGAUCCUCAAGACCGGCACAGAAGUCCUUAGGCAAGAGCCUAACCUGCUUGAGAUGGAUGCACCCAUCACAGUUUGCGGUGACGUGCACGGACAGUACUAUGAUCUGAUGAAGCUCUUCGAGGUCGGCGGCGACCCGGCGGAGACCCGGUACCUCUUCCUCGGUGACUAUGUCGACCGCGGUUACUUCAGUAUCGAGUGUGUGUUGUACCUGUGGUGUCUCAAGAUCCACUACCCCAAGACACUCUGGCUCCUCCGCGGAAACCACGAAUGUCGCCACUUGACCGACUACUUCACAUUCAAGCUCGAAUGCAAGCACAAGUACUCCGAGGCCAUCUACGAUGCUUGCAUGGACUCUUUCUGCUGCCUGCCGCUUGCGGCUGUCAUGAACAAGCAGUUCCUAUGUAUCCAUGGAGGCCUGAGCCCUGAGCUUCACACCCUGGACGAUAUCAGAAAUAUUGACCGCUUCCGCGAGCCACCGACGCAGGGUCUCAUGUGCGAUAUUCUUUGGGCCGAUCCGCUGGAAGACUUCGGGCAGGAGAAGACAAACGAGUUCUUCAUGCACAACCACGUCCGCGGCUGUUCAUACUUCUUCUCUUACCCGGCAGCGUGCUCCUUCCUGGAGAAGAACAACCUGCUCUCCAUCAUCCGAGCUCACGAGGCCCAGGAUGCGGGCUACCGUAUGUACCGUAAGACGCGGACAACAGGCUUUCCCAGUGUCAUGACCAUUUUCUCGGCCCCGAACUACCUCGACGUCUACAACAACAAGGCGGCUGUGCUUAAAUACGAGAACAACGUUAUGAACAUCAGACAGUUCAACUGCACACCGCACCCUUACUGGCUGCCCAACUUCAUGGACGUCUUCACCUGGUCCCUGCCCUUCGUCUGCGAGAAGAUCACGGAUAUGCUCAUCGCCAUUCUUCACACAUGCUCUGAGGAGGAGCUGCAGCAAGAUACUCCGAUGACCAACUCACCAGGCCCGGUCUCGCCGCCCCUGAGCAGUCCCAGCUCCACAAACCCACUCAACGACCCAGAUUCGAUCGAGUAUAAGCGCCGGGCGCUCAAGAACAAGAUCCUUGCCAUCGGUCGCAUGUCGCGAGUGUUUGGUGUUCUGCGCGAGGAGUCUGAGAAGAUUGCCGAGUUCAAGACAGUUUCUGGUGGCCGUCUGCCCGCCGGCACCCUCAUGCUUGGUGCCGAAGGCAUUAAGAGCGCCAUCACCAACUUUGAGGACGCCAGGAAGGUCGAUCUUCAGAACGAGAGGCUGCCGCCCAGCCACGAGGAGGUGCAGCGGCACCGCACAGAGGAGCACCAGCAGGCUCUGGAAAAGGCCACCCGGGAAGCGGAGAACGAUAAGAAGCUUCAGACUCUUUCUCGACGGUUGAGCCAGUCGUAA